GACUGUCUGCAGUACAUGAUCGAGGGCUCCAGCAUGGUGAAGCUCCGUGCCAACAGCCGCCAAUACCACCGAUACUUUCGCCUCCUGGACGACCUCUCCGCCAUCCGCUGGACGCCAACCACCAAAAAGACGAGCAAGGCGCAGCUCAUGAUCGAGCACAUCAAGGAGAUACGAACGGGGCGCAACUGUGAGAGUCUACGUAACAAGGACUUCCCGGUACACUACAACGAGGAGCGCAUCUUCAGCAUCCUUUACGGGGACAACUACGAGAGCCUUGACCUUAUCGCGCACUCCCCGGAAGAGGCGUCCAUAUGGGUGACGGGACUCAACGCUCUCAUAGGAGCUUCUAAAGCCACCCCGGACGCCGUCGAGGACAGGCAAACGCUACGGGAGACUUGGCUGAAGGAGAUGUUUGAGAAAGCCUCGAAGAACACGUCGGGCGGCUUCAUCGACCAGACCACGUGCAUCAAACUGAUCAAGAGGCUGGACUCACACGUGGCCAUGGUCAGAGUGCGCCAAAAACUACAGGAAUACGAUAUGGGCAAGACGGAUGGCUGUCGGGGCAGGAUCGACAGCCAGGAAUUCAUCGACAUGUUUAAGGAAAUCGCGACUCGGCCUGAAAUUUACUUCCUGCUUAUAAGAUACGCUAACAAGGACUACCUGACGCUCGAAGACUUCCACUUGUUCCUGGAGGGCGAGCAAGGGCUGGCGGGCCUAACUACAGAGAAGGUGAUCGAGACCAUUGAGAAAUACGAGCCGGCGCCUGAAGCGAGGAAGAACAGACAGAUGCUAAUAGACGGGUUCACGCGGUACCUUAUGAGCGAGGAGUGUGACCUGUUCGACCCCGCCCACCGCGUCGUGUGCCAGGACAUGGGUCAGCCGCUGGUCCACUAUUUCAUCUCCACCAGCCACAACACCUACUUACUCGAGGACCAGCUCAAGGGGCCCUCCAGCGUCGACGGCUACAUCAGGGUGCUGGCGUGUGGCUGCAGAUGUGUCAAAGUGGACGUGUGGGACGGGCAGGAGGAGCCGCAGGUCUACCACGGCAACACCCUCACCACCAAAGUGCCCUUCAGAGAGGUCAUCCACGCUAUCGCCACCUACGCCUUCGACUUCUCCGUCUACCCCGUGUUGAUACAUCUCGAGAACCACUGCGGCGUCAAACAGCAGAAGGUGAUGGCCAGGCUGCUGCGUACGCUACUGGGCUCGUACCUGUACCAACACCCGCCGGACGCCGCCACCCCCGUCACCGAGCUGUCCCCGGAAGACCUCAAGUACAAGGUGAUCAUUAAGGGCAAGAAGCUGGCGCGGGAGGAGGAGGACGAAGGGGAGGUGAGCGAGGAGGACGAGGGCGGCGAGACGAAGCGAACCACGAAUCCGCGAAAGAUGAAACUCUGCAAGGAGCUGUCUUCGCUCAUCUCCCUCCACCGCGCGCGCUUCACGGACCUCAGCACCGCGCGGGCCAAACAGGAUGUGAGUGAGAUGUGCAGCCUGAGUGAAUCCUCGUCGGCCAAGCUCGCGCACAGCUGCCCCGAGGAGCUGGUCAACCACAACAAGAAAUUCCUGACGCGCGUGUUCCCAAACUCUUCGCGGGUCGACUCCUCAAACUACAACCCACAGGACUUCUGGAACGCCGGCUGUCAGAUGGUGGCCCUCAACUUCCAGACACCCGGGCAAUUCAUGGACGUGUACGAGGGCCGCUUCAGGGCCAACGGGGGCUGCGGGUACCUCCUGAAGCCGGCCGUCAUGAGGGAACACAUCUCUGUCUUUUCAGCACACUCCAGGGAGACCAUACCCGGGGUGGCGCCGCAGCUCCUCAAAAUAAAGGUGAUCAGCGGGCAGUGUCUCCCCAAGCCUCGAGGAUCCACGGCCACUAAGGCGAGCUUCAUUGAUCCGUACGUGGUGAUCCAGGUCUUUGGGAUCCCUGCGGACUGUACAGAGGCCAAGACACGGACGGUAAGCAAUGACAGCAGCUUCCCGAUCUUCGACGAGAGCUUUGAGUUCCACAUCAACCUGCCGGAGCUUGCCCUGGUGCGCUUCGUGGUGCUGGACGAUGAUUUUAUUGGGGACGACUUCGUGGGCCAGUGCACCAUACCGCUGGACUGCAUACAGACUGGCUACAGACACGUGCGGCUCCUCUCCAGCAUGGGGGAGCCGAUAGACUCUGCGACGCUCUUCGUGCACGUGUCCAUCUCCAACAAGAAGGGCGGAGGGAAGCUGCAGCGGGUCAAGGGCAAGAAGACAGACAAAGUGAAGGCCGACAUCAAGCCCAUUGGUCUGAAGGCGGCCGAUGACUUGUUUAAGGAGGCCUCAAUGGCGGUGGUGGAGGCGGAGUGCGUGCAGGACAAGGUGGAGGACGCGUGGAUGGAGCUGCAGGAUGAGUGUGGGCUGGAGCACACCGCCAACAUGAAGCAAUGCCUGAGGGUGACCAUAUCCCGGUACAUGGCCACACCAGACACAGCGCGACUCUCUAUACAGGAGGAGAACGGGGUCCCAUUCUUGAGGAAUUCCCGGCCUGGUCCGCUGCCCUCACACCUACACCGGCUGGAGAUUGCCCUGCAGAAGGUCAUGCUCGAGAUCCACCACUUCCUGGGUCACGGCGAGGAGCUUCACCGCACGCUGGAGUCCCGUCUCAAGCCCUGCCUGGCCAUGUAUGACAACCUGGAGUCACGCAUGGCCUCCAGCGGCAUCAAGGGCAAGAAGGCGAACCGGGCGAUGGAGAACUAUGCCUGGAACGUGAGGAUCAUGCGAGGCCAGCUGGACCGCCUCACCGCCCUCACCAAGAAGUGCAAGAUGGCCAUGGAGCAGGUUGAGUCCACCAAGACCACCCUAGACAGCCUCAACCAACGUGAACGCUCACCCUUGGUCCGGGAGCGUCCACGCCUCACCCUCGCUAACCGCCACAACACCACCGACAACCUCACCACCUACGGGAGCCUCGGCCGCUCACCCACCACACCGGGGGCCGACUGUAAGCCCAAGAGUAUCCUAAAAAAGAGUAACUCAAACCUGGAGUCGAGCAGCGUCGGGUACGUCAACGAGGAACAUCAGGGGUCGUCAAGUAGCUCCGGCACUGUUGUGGGGGACGAGGAGGAGGGGGAGGACGGGGGGACGGAGGAAGGGGGUCAGUUGCUAAAGCCCCCCCUCCUCCACUCCUUCAGCUACACCCCGAGCUUCACGUACGAGCAGGACACGGCGCUGUAGAAGGCUAGAUCGGCUUGCCUUGGGGUCCUGUUCUGCCUCCUCCUCCUGCUCCUAUUCCUUGUAUUGGUUGGGUAAUGGUGCAGCCAGGUGGUACAAGUAAGAGUAACAAGUAUAUGCUCCCUAGUUUGCAGGCUGUCCAUACAAGUAACAAGCGUGUGACCCCAUUUCACAAGCCUACGAUACAAGUAAAGAGAAGUAUGCUGCCCAGUUUACAGGCAUAUGAUAAAUGUAAUGAGUUUGCCCCCAAGUUUGCAGACUUACCAUACAUACAAGUAACAUUCUCCUUGUGUAGUGCUAUGCUAUGGAAGACACACAGAGAGAGAGAGUGAGGUGCUUGAGUAUUGUUGGCUCAGAGGUGUAGUGUGUCAUUCACCCACGGUUUGAUCACAUGCUGGACUCGUGUUUGGUAGCCAGAAAGUGUGUAUGAGUGUGUGAGGUUGGAAGGAGAUGAGGUGAGAGUCAAGGUUUUUCUGUAUCAAGGAUGUAUUUGAAAAGCAUAUAGAAAUAGAUCACAGUGGGAGAGAUAGCAAGAACAAGCCUCUGAUAAUCGAUAUUUCUAGGCAUCCGAGCUGCUUGUUCUCUGCCAUACAAGACUUGAAAGCUCACAGUGAGAAGAGAAUCAACAUUGGCUAUUACUACUUCUACUUCUUGUAUUACUAAAGGGUUUUGUUAGUGUUAGGUUAGGGCGGGAGAGGGCCAAGGGAAGGCUUAUGUUCAUCCGCACACAGAGAUGAGGGGGAAGAGAGGCUGGCGUUGUGCAUUCCAAGUGUAGAAGGUUAUGAAUUGCCGACUGGAAAAUGGCUCAAAAAUCUUACUGAUGACAAGCUGAAAUAAAAGUACCAUCGGAGAGGGAAGAAAGCUUGCAUUUAUUGGUACUGAGUCAAGAUAAGGGAUCCCAAAACAUUACCUCUUGAAGAAACUUAUGAAUCACCAACUGGAAAAUGAUAAAAGAAGUUAUUCCUUGCAAUACAUAAAUACGAUAACAGCUUUGUGCUUGCAUUGGAGGGGGAAGAAUUAGUUUACAUUUACUGGUGAAGGAGGAAGUAGAUGAAAUGUUGGAAGCUUAUUCAUGGCAGUAAAGGAAAUGAGGAAGUGAGGGAGAGAGAGAGAGCUUGUGUUGGUUAAGAAAUGAUGCAAUGGAAAUAAGGAAUGGAGAAGAAGGGCAUUAGGAAGCAGGAAAAAUUGACCCCUUCACACCCAGAUCUUUACUUGACUACCUAAAAUUGUCUGUUCUUAGCCAUAAAAGACGAACAAGUAACAACAAACCAAAGAAGCUGCUGGGCGAGGAUAUUAAACAGGUUAAAUCUAAUAAAUCUAAUUCUUCCGUUCAUUAAAACCGUCUGUUGGUAGCUAAAUUACAAUGGAAAUUACGUUCUGAGACUCAGUUCCAAUAUCUCAAUACCAAUAUCUCUCCAAAGAAGCUACUGGGCGAGGAUACUAAACAGGUCAAAUCUAAUGCUUCUGUUCAUUAAAAUUGUCUGUUGGUAGCUAAAUUACAGUGGAAAUUACGUUCUGGGACUCGAGGGGUUAAGGCCAUGCCAACUUGGAAGAGGACUCAACACCAUGCCAACUUGAAAGAGGUGGAAAGAUAUAGAUUGGGAAGGGAAACAAAGAAAUACAAAGGUGAGGACUGCUGAUGAGAGCCAUUCCAACCCCUCUCAGUUAGCUCACAGGAAGGAAGUCGAGGAAAAAGGUUCACGCCAGCAGGAAAAUAUUACUGAAACUAAGAGUGAAUGAAAAUAAGGUAUGAAGAGAAGUGCUUGCGUCGAAAAUGGAAAGUAAUUGAAGAAGUCAUUUUUAGUGGGCGAAAAGAGAGGAAGUGAUGGAGAGUGAAAGAAAAGCGUUGGUAGGAAAUGGAAAGAAGAAACAGAGGAAGAAGAAAAGGAAAAUGAAGCCGUUUGGAGAGUCGUAUAGAAGACCAAGAACAGGAACUAAGAAAAAUGUAAUACAGAAAGUGAUAGAAAGGAAGUUGAAUCCAGAAAUGAAGGGAAUGAAAAAGAAAACUCAGGCAAUGCAGAAGAAGUUGAAUGAAAAUGGAAAGAAAAAAUACCACUACCUUAAGAGCACUGAGAGGAAGAGCGAGAACAGGAAACAGGAGACAGGAAAAAAGAAAAACAUGAUACAGAAAGUGAUGGGAAUUAAGUGGAACGAGAGGAAUGAAAAAGAAAACUCAGGCAAUACAGAAGAAGUUGAAUGAAAAUGGAAAGAAAAAAUACCACUACCUUAAGAGCACUGAGAGGAAGAGCGAGAACAGGAAACAGGAGACAGGAAAAAAGAAAAACAUGAUACAGAAAGUGAUGGGAAUUAAGUGGAACGAGAGGAAUGAAAAAGAAAACUCGUCUGGUAAAAAAAGAAUUGAGUUAAAAUUGAAACAAAAAAUACCACUAACCUCUACCAAGCCACCUUUCAUGUGUAUAUAUGUAUGAAUGAAUGUCCGGAGAGCCUCUUCACUACACGCCAAUGCAAAGAAUCACUCGGAAAAUCAAUGAAAGCAACCGUACUGACUAUGGAAGCAAGAGAGUGAGAGAGAGAGAGAGAGACUAUACCUAGCCAGUCCAUACAUUCACAAGGGAAAACACACAGUUACAAGGGGGCUUCAAGAGGCUGGGUAGCUGGGUGUCUCCUCCUCGGGCUCCUCUCGGCUUCUCACCCACAGAAUAUAUAUACCUCAGGGCGGCGUGACGGUCCCUUUGUAUUGCUUUGUAAGGCCCCAGCACACCAGAACACAGUGUUGCGCUCGGGCUUGGAAUAAACGCGUCGCUCCAAAGACAAAAGGCACAUGAGUUGAUGCAUUGAUCGAAUGUUUUUACUUAUGCUCUAUGUGUGUGUGUGUGUGUGUGUGUGUGUGUGUGUGUGUGUGUGUGUGUGUGUGAGUACCUACAUGUAUGCAUUGAUGUGUGGGAUGUCUCAUAUGUGUGGUGUGUUUGGGUGCUUGAUAAGGGAGUGAGGGGGGAGGAAUAUAACACACACACACACACACACACACACACACACACACACACACACACACACACACACACACACACACAGACACAAACAAACAAACGAACACACACACACACUCACACUGAACAAGUUGACAGAGUAGAUGUUUUUUUAUUUCAGAAAGACCCAAAUUUGUUGAAAAAGCCAAAAACAUCGUAGAAAAAUGAGAACAAAACUUGGCUUGUUAAAACUCUUGGCACAUAUCAGAACUAUUGAUGGAAAAUGAACGAUUGAACUCUACGUAUUAUCCAAAGAGGACAAUUAGUGAGUUCUUAGAUAAAUUAGACAAAUACAGAUAAAACACACACACACACACAUACGCACACACACACACACACCCCUCCUAUGUAUCUCCACCAUGUAUGUAUGUAUCCAAGCAUCCGGGCACCUAUGUAUGAGACACCCCACAUGUAUAUAUAUAGUUUUCUUAAUGGGUGCUGCUGCUGCUGCUGUGUAUAUCUAAGACCUAUGUAUAGCUUUGUAUAUUGUUCCUUAUAUAGCAUAGCAUCCACCGCCCCAUAUAUGCAGUAUUUAUUUUGUAUAUAUUGUACGUAAGGAAACCUACUUUUUAUAUAUUCAUUGCAGAGUGGAGACAAAAUGCAGCACAUGGCAAUAAUGACCACACGUACACACACACACACACACACACACACACACACACACACAUAUAUAUGACACUCCUUACGAGCUUCACACAAAAUCCUUUCAAAAUACAAAUACGUAGCUAAGAAUACACACACACACACACACACACACACACACAUACAUACAUGACACUCCUUACGAGCUUCACACAAAAUCCUUUCAAAAUACAAAUACGUAGCAAAGAAUACACACACACACUCACACACACACACACACACACACACACACACACACACACACACACACACACACAUACAGAGUUAUAUAUAUAGCAUUCCAUUAUUUCAAGGUGGUCAUUACUAUAUAUAUAUAAAAACAUUUCCUCAUUCCUUGCCUGAAUCAAUCGCUCCCUAUACCCCAUCAUCCCUUCUCUCUUUUAUACACAUCAUCAUAUCGCUAUCGAGGAACAUAUGUGAUGCAAUACACUAACUAAUAUAAAAACCAACAUGUAGCAGAGGGUGGGCGGGGCGGGCGGGUGGGAAAAUAAAGAGAAGUUGAUACGUGGAAAACAAUCACGGUAACUCAACCCGAUAUUUGCUUUCAGACUUUAGGAAGACAUGAAAUCGCUUAGCUAAGAUACACAGCCAUUAAGUAGGUAAGGUUACGAGACCCAUAUAUUAUAGCAUGCACACCAGCGGACAUAUAUAGCCAUUGAUGUAGGGGAGAGGAAAAGAGAAGUAGAAGGAGAGGAAGGGAAAGAGAACAGGAACAGGGGAUGAACUAGUAAGGGAGGAGGUUAAACUACUGAGCAGAAAUGGGCUGAUUCUAUGGAGUGAAGUGGGUGGCAAGCUAACUGCCCCCUUGCAGACUAGUGUUGUAUCUUCUUAAGGGAGAGAAAAAGGAGCAGGAUAUAUUAACUAAUGCGGAAGGGAGGAGAAAAGGGGAAUCAACUGAUCAAAGCAAGAGAAGGGAGUAGGAGAUGAAAUGAAGGAGAGAAGGGAGUAUAAGAUGAACCAUUAAGGGAGAGAGGAGGAAAGGGGUGAACUUAUGAAAGAGAGAGGGGAGUAGGAGACAAACUAGCGAGGAAGAAGUUGACUUGCUGAUCAGAAUGGGUGUUGAGUCACAGUGAUUCUAUAGAGAAAGGGGUAUUGAAACUCAUGUCCCUGGUGUGCAUGCCUUAAUAGACCUUCAGGAUAAUUAGAACCAUAUUAGCGUGUACACAGCAACUAUUUUCAACCUCCAACACUCUAGUGAGCUUGUACUUCCUCUCAUUGCCUCUGGAAGGAAUUAACUGUACAGACCGAAUACUACAUAGGCCUAAAUAUAUAUGAGAUAUUUUUUGAAGGUUGUGAGUUUUAGAAAGUUUAUUAAUGCAAUAUCUUUGAGACAGACAGACACAUACAUAUUAUAUAGUAAGACUAGAUACUACACAGGUAAUUCAAAAUGUGCUAAAUUUGACUAUGUCUUCCAAUAGCAUAUUUUCUGCUUUGGAAAAAAGAAAAGUAUACAUAGAUUCUAUGACUCGUGGAGUGCCAAAUGUACAUAGGUAUAUCUAUCGGCUCCAGGCGGGGCGUGCUGGCUGAUUGGUAUGCACUGUGCCAGCGAGUACUCACAGCAGGGGGAGAAACUAUGCAGAGAAACUGAGCCGAGGAUUAAAACUGAAUGGUUGUCAAAGUAAAGAAUGCUUGCCGACCUUUAUUUUGAUGACAUGGUAAAGGUAUUAAAGAAACCGUUGUCAAAAUAGAGAGUGUGUAUUGACGGUGCAGUAAAGAUGAUAAAAGAGAUCUCGUCAAAAUGAAGAAUGUUUCGUGACCUUUAUUUUGACAACACAUUAACAGUAACAAAACUGGCUGCUUACUGACCUUCAUUUUGGCAACACAGUAAAUUGCUUCAAGUGAACCGCUUUUAAAAUAUAAGAGCGUUCAUCGGCCUGCACUUUGACGACAGAUAAAAAGCUCAGAUUAAAGGAAAGCUGGAAAUUGUAACUUCUAUAAUCAAACAGUGAAUUAUUGAAGUAAAAAAAAUUGUUAGCAGAUAAAAAAACAUGAAUCAAACUUAAACUGUAUUUAAUCUAUAUUCCUCAGCUCAAUUUUCUUGCGUAUUCCCUCCCCUUGAUGUGAGUACUAAAUGGAUGUGUGUGUAUACCAAUCAGCCCCCGCCCCCCCCCAUAUUCAGGCAGGACAGAAUGUAUUUAGACUCGUAGCAAAAUCAUGUUCAAACCUCAGCCACACGUCAAACAACCACUUGGGGAUGUCGAGGGUGUCUGGCCAGUCUGUCCCACCCACCACUCAAGUUAUAGUCCAUUCUGGUGACUGCCAAAACAGGUCAUGCGUUAUGGUAUGGCUGAGUGAUUUUUGGCUUUUUCGUUAUAUAGUAAAGGAUAUUUGAUUGGUAACUGAUCGAUUAUAAGAGAAAAUCAUGGAAAAUUAUGGUAUGGCCGAGUGAUUUUUAGCUUUUUCAUUAUAAAGUAAGAGAUAUUUGAUUGGUAACUGAUCGAUCAUAAGGGAAAAUCAAUGAUGCAACUCUCCACUCUAUACUAACAUGUCUAACAGAUGAGAAGUAAUUGAAGGAAGGAGGAUUUUGCAUUAAGACGAGCAGGGUAUUUUUGAGUUCCUGUCAUGGUGAACUGGUCAAUGGUAAAAGAGUGAAGAUUUAGACGAAAGAGAACAUUGCUAAUUUUGGAGCUACUGUAGAAAUGAAUGACUUAGAGGUGAAAAGAGGGAAGAUUAUAUGAUAAGACAGGUGUUGCUUCUGUCAGAGUGGCUGUACGUAAUAGUUAAGAGUUAAAAGAAUGAAGAUUUAGCCGUAAAAUGAGGACAGCCUUUUUGGGAGUUGCUUUAAUAAUGAAUGAUCGAGUUAGAGUAAAAAGAAAGAAUGAAGAUUUUGGUGCGUGGGUUGCUGUAUGUUGGGAAUAGCUGUUUUUGGAGUUGUUGCGAUAAUGGACAGUUUAAAGGCAAAAGGAGAGGAGAUUUUGCAUGAGGAUAAGCUUUGCAUUUUCCAGAAUUGCUCUAAUGAUGAAUGAGUUAGAGAAAAAAGAAGAGAAAUUUGGAAGAAGGCAGGCAGUUCGUUUUUGAUAGUUGUGUAAUGAUGAACUGGGUAGAAGUAAAGAGCGGAGAUAUUGCAAGAAGAUGGAGAAUGCUUAGGACAGCCUUCCUUUCUGGGAGUUGCUCUGAUAAUGAAUGAGUCAGAGGCAAAAGAAGAGAGAUUUUGCAAGAAGAUGGGCAGUCCUUGUUGAUAGUUGUGUAAUGAUGAACUGGGUAGAAGUAAAGAGUGGAGAUUUUGCAAGAAGAUGGAGAUUGCUUUUGUCAGAGUUACUUUAAUAAUGACCUGGUUAGAGGUAAAAAGAAUAUAGUUUUUGCAAUAAGAUAAAAUACGAUGAGUAGUAUUGCUAUUAUCAGAGCUGCCAGAACGGACCAUAACUAUAAUGACGUGUAGGACAGACUAGCCGCCCUCCCCUUCAGACCCAGCGUGCAUUCAGUCAGUCACUCGAUCACUCCCGACCCACACUCAGCCAUCACCUCCAGCAGCCAGACAUACGUAAUGAGAUAAACAGUAAAUGAAGCCUCUUGUACACACUCAUCUGUAUAUAAAAGACUCGAUCCAUUACUCAAUAUCUCUAUCAAUGUAAUUAUAUACAUGUACUAUAUUUAUUUAUCUAUACUCUAGUCAUUAGCGCUAUAAAUGAAAGGAAGGCUUAGGGGGUCUCGGCCAAGAUGUACGGACCAUUCCCCUUUAGUAUUCACAUCAGAGGAGAAAAAACUGUACCUGGAAAUACUGAGCUGAAGCAGAGAAUUUCAAUGUUUUGUUGAUGUGCAGAAUUUCCAUCCGUUAUCCGUGAGGCAGAGCAGCAAAACGCUGUACUGCAAUUCAGUUUAAUUCAAAAUAAUCUAAUUUAAUUCAAUGCAGGAGAUUUUUUAAUGCAGGGUAGAUUCCAAUGAGAUUUAUAUCAAAUUAACUUUGUACUAUAAAUCUUUUUUUAUCAAUAGAAUGAGUUAAUUUGAUACCUGGUAAAAAUACACAUUGAUACAUUCCUAUGAACAUAAAUUUGGGAAUGAAUAAACUAAACUUAACCCGUCCGCUACAAUUGGCACGGAUUUGGCUUUCACUGGUAGCCUGGUAGCAUAUAGUCCCAGGUCUUUCUCUGCCUCUGUGGUGGAUGGUGGAGUGUUUCCCAUGUGGUAUUGGUGUGCUGGAUUUCCCCUCCCAAGGUGCAGGACUCUACACUUUUCUUCAUUGAAUUGUAUCAGCCACUUUUUGUUCCAUUCCUGUGGCUUGGUGAUGUCUUCUUGUAGGAAAUCCACAGUCAAGGGGUUAAAAUGCACGCAGCAGAAAAAGUUCAGCUAAUAUUGAUGUGAUGUGACACUUUUCAUUCUUUUUAUUCAUCCGUUAGUAAGAUAUAUUCACACUUAUCAACAUUUUAAACUGUAUUGGACAUUUCUACGCCCGCCACAUUUCCAGAGAGUUUUAUUGGAAAGAUUAGUCUGAAACUGAGGCAAUGUGGCCCUUACUCAUUAUGCUAAAUCAAUAGUCCGAUCUUGCAUUAACACUAAAUUAUUACUGUACAGGAAUGAGUUUUCACGCCACUAGAAAUAACGGUCUAGAGCUGAUUUAAUGGCCCUGAUUCAUCACACUACAUCAAGUAAUAGGAAAUUCGCGAUAAAUAUCAUGGUGCUAAAUUCACAUCCUUUGCUGCACCAAAUUUCUAUAACUCCGCUCAAACCCUUUUCCAGAACACUAAAUUCAUGCUAAACGUCAAUCAACAUCCCGUACUGCCUUGCAUUUCUAUAACUUAGCUCAAACUCUUUUCCUGAACGUUAUAACUCACUCUAAACAUCUUAUGGCACUAAGUAAACAUCCCAUACUGUCCUGCAUUUCUAUAACUUAGCUCAAACUCUUUUCCUGAACAUUAUAACUCACUCUAAACAUCUUAUGGCACUAUGUCAACAUCCCAUACUGUCCUGCCUUUCUAAACGUCAACUCAAGCCCUUUUCCGGAACAUUAAAAUUCACUCUUAACAUCUUAUUGUACUAAAUCAAGAUCCUAUACUGAAUCAAGUCUCUAUCCCUUAGCUCAGUCAUUUUUCCAGGUCAUUCAGUUCCCUCUGAUGUGAAUACUAACAAAGAUAUGGUACGUAGGGACUGGCCGACGUGCUCCCUAGGCUCAGAGAUGUACUAUACUGUAUCACUAUUCUGGUCUUUGUUGUUAAUUCCAGGAAAGCCGAGGGACGGGGAUUCUUGGCUGAAAAGUGAUUCCAAGCUGGCUGUCUGACCACGCCCCAGAGAGCGCUUAUAUGGGCAGUCUGUCCUUGUGUAGAAAUGUUGCCGUAUGUGUGUGUGUGGGUGGGUGUGAGUGUGGGUGUGGGUGAGUGGGUGCUAGACAGAGAGAGAGAGAGAGAGAGAGAGAGAGAGAGAGAGAGAGAGAGAGAGAGAGAGAGAGAGAGAGUGGUCUUUCAGGUAAUUAUACAUAACACAGAAAUCAGGUGAACUAAAAAAUAUUGUAUUAAUUUUCUCCAUCGAGACUUUUUUUUUGACAAUUUUUAUUCAACUUAUUUUUUGUUAUGCAUGUCUUUGUAUACCUGUGUCUGUCUUUCUCUUAGUUUAUUUUUCGUCUGUAAUAGCUGAAUUAUAUUGUUUAUUUAUCUCUUUCUCUCUAGUCUAGGUUAUAUAGGACCUGUGUUGUCUGAAUUUCUAUGUAAAGCUUCGAGUCUGAAUAUUAAGUUAAUUUUUCGGCGUGAAACUCUACGGUGACAGCCUUCCACAUUUCACUAACCGGGUAUUUUCUCCAUAGACUCUCUCUCUCUCUCUCUCUCUCUCUCUUCUCUUAAUUAUGUAUAGAUUCAUUCAGCCACUUAUUAUAAUACACACUUAGUAAUUUAUCUUGUCCCAUUAUGUUCAAAUAUUUUCUUUUCUGUUUUUAUAAUGUGUGUGUAUGAGAGAGAGAGAGAGAGAGAGAGAGAGAGAGAGAGAGAGAGAGAGAGAGAGAGAGAGAGAGAGAGAGAGUAACUAUAUAUAUCUAGCAGGUGGCAUCUACAGGAUUUUAAUACGUAUAUAUUUUCUUAACUAUAUUUUAUCGGCGGACGAGAUGCAACCGGGAGACAGAAGGACAGACCAGUAACCAAGGGACAGUAUAUGAAAGACCUGUUAUGUAUAAGGCUGUGGGGAACAUAUAUUUAGUUACCACUAAUAUUAACCUAAAAAAUAAAUAUCAUUCCAGUACGUCUUUAUUUCCGUGGUUAAGUUGGGUUAUGUUUCCAGGACCUUUACAUUAUAGUACAUACAUACUAUGCCUUUCCCCCUCAAUUCCAUAUCUCCCCCUGUAGCUUAUAUAGUAGACUGAUUGAUGCUGGUUAUUCUGUACCUACACACAGUAUUUUUAUGUGGAUAAUGACACUGUAAACGGCUAUACUAUAAGGGUGUGUUGGCUGUGCUUCUGUCCGUGGCCACUCCAGUCACUGUUGGUAGGGGAAAGAAAGGAGUCACUCAGGAAAGACAGAAAGGAAAUAGUAAUAGAUUUUGGAAAGAUAGACAGAAGUAAAGAGGAUGAAAAAGCUAUACUAGAAAGAUAGGAAGGUGAAGAUAGCCACUCCAGGAAAAGAUAGGAGGAAAGAUAAGAGGGAUAGAAAAAGCUACUCCACAAAGAUAGGAGGAAAAAAAUACUCCAGAAAGAUAGGAGGAAAAAAAUGAUUCCAGAAAGAUAGGAAAAAAAUAGGAAAAAAAGUUACUCCAGAAAGAUAGGAGGAAAAAAAUUACUCCAGAAAGAUAGGAGGAAAAAAUGUUACUCCAGAAAGAUAGGGAGAAAAAAAGUUACUCCAGAAAGAUAGGAGGAAAAAAAUUACUCCAGAAAGAUAGGAGGAAAAAAUGUUACUCCAGAAAGAUAGGAGGAAAAAAAGUUACUCCAGAAAGAUAGGAGGAAAAAAUGUUACUCCAGAAAGAUAGGAGGAAAAAAAAUUACUCCAGAAAGAUAGGAGGAAAAAAAAUUACUCCAGAAAGAUAGGAGGAAAAAAAAUUACUCCAAAAAUAUUAUGAGAGGAAAGAUAGGAGGAAAAAAAAUUACUCCAGAAAGAUAGGAGGAAAAAAAGUUACUCCAAAAAUAUUAUGAGAGGAAAGAUAGGAGGAAAAAAAAAUUACUCCAGCAGGAUAUGAAUAAAAGAGGAAAAAUAGCUACUCCAGAAAGAUAGGAGGAAAAAAAUUACUCCAAAAAGACAGGAAAAAAAAUUAGAAAGAAAAAAAGCUACUCCAGAAAGAUAGAAGGAAAGAUAAGAUACAAAUAAGCUACUGUAGAAAGAUAUGAUAAGCUUACACCAAAUAAUGAGAUUGCCAAAGAUAAGUUAAAUAAAUCAAUUGCCCUUUUUGAAGUUUACAUUUUUUCGCGGCUGAGUCGAGGCCAAAAAAAAAAUAUACUGUUGAGUGUCUUCCCCUCAUAAGCCUUUCCCUAUCUCCUUGUUUUUAAGUUCAUUGGUCGAUAUAUUACAUUUUCGCGUCUCGCAGCAGCUGCUUCUCAAGGUCAAAGAGGGGGUCAGUCAGGUUCUAAUGAGUGUUUCUUUAGGUUCAAGGUACAGAGGAAGAGUCAAACUACAACCAGGGUCAUAAAACUACUUCCGGAAAUGCCCACAACUCCCACGAAAGCCUUGUCAAAUUUGUGAGCUUGGGCGACGAAGUGUCUUAUAAUACGACCAUGAUCUCCCUGAUGGGACUGGACAUUAUGUGGUUGGAGGAUUCUCUGUAGUGUACUUUUUAACACUGUGUAGUUUUUCCUCUUAUGAGCAUUUCUCUGGGCUCUAGUUCUUCAUCUUCUUUCCAUUCAGUGUCCUUAUUUCCUCUUAUGGGGUUGGAUGUUAGGGAAUUGGAGCCUUUCUUUGUGUAUAUACAUUUUAAUUCUGUGCAGUUUCUUCCUCUUAUGGGUAGUGACUGGAGCAGUGAUCUGAACCUUUCUGUCAUCUUCUUUUUGUCUAUUGUCCUUAUAGUUUUCCCUAUGAGGUGGACAAUAUGGUGUUGGAACCUUUCCCUGUAUAUUUUUUAAUUGUGUCUAGUUUCUUCCUCCUAUGGGUAGUGUGAUCUGAGCAGUGAUCUGAGCCUUUCUCUGUCUUCUUCUACUUUUCGUUCAAUGUCCUUAUAUUUCUCGUAUGGGACUGGAGCUUUCUUUGUACACUUUUGAAUACAGUUUUAGUUUUUCCCUCGUACGAGCAGCGACUGGAGUGGUGUGGGCAGGCUGGCGAUCACUCCCUCCCUCGCUGAAUAGGGAUGGAACAUUUUCACAGAUUGUUAGUCAUGCCGCAGCCUGAGGAAUCAUAAACUAUGGAAAAAAUAAUGAAAGGCUUUAUGUGAUA
Molecule: messenger RNA, 15100 nt
Organism: Eriocheir sinensis (Chinese mitten crab)
Lineage: Eukaryota; Metazoa; Arthropoda; Malacostraca; Decapoda; Varunidae
Product: inactive phospholipase C-like protein 2
Exons: 20
Coding region: 16-3204 (1062 amino acids)
Biological process (GO): lipid metabolic process; intracellular signal transduction
Molecular function (GO): phosphatidylinositol-4,5-bisphosphate phospholipase C activity
Source: RefSeq, a predicted model, not a curated record